UAUCUACUUACUACCUAUUCAUUACAAUUCAACUACGUUAACAAGUUGCUGCAUAAAAAAGUGUCACCAUCACCAAGUAUCAGCUUGAAAAUGUUACCUUUAUUGUUAAGUGUUUUUUUGAUGAUUAUUUCUGGUAAUUCAGCGUCAAUUACUUCAUUGAUGGACUUACCGUUGAAUCUACCAAGGGGUAAUUACAUUAUUCAUGCAACGUUAAAAGACUUGGGCAAUGGAGAUAGAUACUUUAUGCAAGAGUUUAUUUCAUCGACAUCAACAAUUAACGGAAUGAUUGUAGUUGAUUCACCUAAAAAUACAUUCAAUGUUUAUUACAAUAUGAAGGACGGAAACGGGAAGGACAGUUAUGAGCGUCAAGUGAUUAUGGGUAUCGAUUGUUUUUUAUACAAAUUGUCGAGCUCUCAACUCUUACCUGGGAUCAAUAAGCGAUUGACGAGUUUGUUAGUAGCCAUGGGACCAUCGAUACUUUAUCGUCUCGGACAUGAAUCACUAUUUUGGGAAAGAGUGCGGAUAAAAAUGAGAGGCACAAUGAUGAAAAGUUUCAAAACCAAUAUCAACUUAUUAUACAAAUUAACUAAUUUGGAUCAACAAUCAGGUCUACAAGCACCGAGUCGAAUUGCUUUCAGUGGGAGUAACCCAUCUGAAGCAUAUUCAACGAAAGAAAAUCUAAUUUUGGAUAUUUACUUACAAGAGAUGGACUCGACUAAAGAUUUAUCGAAAAUUGUCAACCCACUUCCAGGACUCGGUUGUUCAGCUUAUUAUGAAGAUACUUUACCUCUUCCGAUGUUGGAUUUCUAUUUUGUCCAUUUCAUACUUUCGGAAACAAUUACUGGUCCAACAACUACUAAAAGUAUCAGCGAGAUACAUGCUGAUGGUAAGCUCAAAUUGAUGCGUUUGAAAACAUCACUUCUUGGCAUUGAAACGGAAGCUCUUUAUGACUAUUCACUUGGAAUAGUUAAUAUAUUUCAAGAUGGCGGAUCUUGUAACAUCAUGUUAGCUGAAAAAACAUCACCUGGUAUUGAUCAAUCCACUGGUCAAUUUAGUUUGAUAACAUUGUUUAUGUUGGAAGGACAUUACAAGUAUUUAGGUGAAAUGUACCUUGAAUAUCGACCUGGAUUCGUGGUGAAAGCAUGGGAAUCAAUCCAGUAUGAUACUAUUACUAAUAACGACAAAUACGAUAAGGUUGUGGUUACUCAAUAUUUCACUGAAACUACCGAUAAUAGCGUUUUUCGUGGAUACAUGCUUGUUGCAACGAUAAUUAACUGUUACAAGUUAGAUGCCAAGAAAGAGAAGUAUCAACUUGUUGAAGUUAUUCAGAGAGAUUACUUGGAUUUCCGCGUUUCAGAUAUUGAAUCCGAAUUUCAUGAUAAGUUUUCAUUAGCUGGAUGUAAAUAUUUCUCUGGUGAAAAGACGCUUACCUUUCAACUAGGAUGUCAAACACCGAAUUGUAUGAAGCUCGCUGAAGAUAAUGUGUACACGUUGACAGACCGCUUGAGAGAUUCACUACUCUACGGAUAUCCCCUCAGUCCAUUAAGACUAAGUGAAAUGGAUGUUACUUUCAGUACUUCGACGAUUGAUAUCAGGAUCGAUUUUCUUGAAGCACCAAAUCUACUAGAUGUAUUUUCCCCCAGAACAUAUUUUGUUAGCGAUGGUACUUUGAAGUCACUGUCACGAACUAUUAAAACUGCAGGAGAAAUUGACUGUCUAAGCCGACUAUCAACUGAUUAUUCUGAUUUCGAUGUUGUUCUCUUCUGUCCAACGCGUAAUACUUGUGGUACCAUGAAAGGAAUCGAAAAUGUCAAAGAAGAUGCUGAAAAAGGUCAAGUCUGUCAAGUCUUCCAAAUACCAUUACACAAUUUAAAUCGAAUGAUUCGAGAAAUUUCAAACAAAGAUCUUCAGUCCCGUUUACUUCGAGAUACAGCUUACAAAACUGUCUCACUGACUGAUAAAUCCUGGACUUCAAUCAAUUACAAAGUAAUUGAUAUUUUGGAUGAAACUCGAGACAAAACCGACCAUUCAAACGAUCUGUUUUACCUUUCUCAUUCUGGAGAGAAAUUAAAAGCUGGAGAUCCAAAUGUUGUUGUUGUGGCGAAUGUGAAGACAUUUGCCGACUGUUAUCGAAAUUGUAAAAACUCAGACGAAUUAGAAUGUCGAACUUUCUCUUAUUGUUCUAGAGAGAAGACAAGUGAAUGUGCAGUGACGAAUAUGACCUCCGAAAAAGCUCCAAUUGAUCUGACCAAGAGUGACUCGAACUGCGCAGUUUAUACCAAAAACAAUUUACUCGAUUAUUCAGUGAUCAGAAAUCGCCAAUUCAAAUCACCAUCUUCGAUCCCACUAGAAUUGUUUGUCGAUCAAUGUGCAGCAGAAUGUAGUUCAGAUGAAAACUGUGUCUCAUUCCAAAGUUGUGGCUCAACUUGUACCAUGGGUGGAUUUUAUACAGAUUCGAGUACCGAAUAUGAUUCUGAAUGCGAAAUUUACAUUCCUAAAGUUUCGAAUAUGUAUCAGGCCACAGGAAGAAAACUUGUAUCGGAAACUUUUCACGUCGAAUUCAAUUUAAAUUAUGAUCAAUGUGCUGCUUUGUGUUACAGUUGGACUGAUGAUUCGGACUCUUGUCAAUCGUUCAACUUCUGUCCAUCAGGUCGAUCGACAAGUACUUGUUCAUUGUCGAAAUACUCGGUCAAAGAUUCGAAGACUGCAACCACAGAUGCAACGAGUUGUUACAAUUACGAACUAGUUAAUAGCUCGAAUACGAAAAAACAAUCAACUCCCAUGGUAAAAAAAGGUACCAGCGGAUCAGCAGCAUUUGGAAUAAUUUUGAUCUUCAUAGCCACUGGUUUCUUAUUCGGCAUUGGACUUCCAAUUGCGUAUUUGAAGAUAAAAAAUCGAAGUACUCAAAGUUCAAGGAAUGGUCAAAGUUUCACUUGGACUCGACAAGUAGACGAUGAACAGCCAGAAGCUAAUUGAAUCUCCAUCCAAAAAGGCAAUUGGUAGUUUCAACUUGAUCUAAAUCAAUAAUUAAUGUAACUCUUAAAAUUACAAUUGAAAAAAUUAAGUAAAUUAAAUAAUAUUUUUACUAUAAAUAUUCAUUGAUAAUCGCUGAAUAAACUCCAUUGCUAUUGAUAA
Messenger RNA from Panonychus citri (citrus red mite), 3135 nucleotides. RefSeq lists its product as uncharacterized. Bases 91 to 2976 code for a protein of 961 amino acids. The transcript has 16 exons. The record is from RefSeq and is a predicted model, not a curated record. Lineage: Eukaryota; Metazoa; Arthropoda; Arachnida; Trombidiformes; Tetranychidae.